Rhinolophus ferrumequinum (greater horseshoe bat) is the source of this 1635-nucleotide messenger RNA. RefSeq lists its product as uncharacterized. Gene Ontology annotation, cellular component: endoplasmic reticulum membrane. Gene Ontology annotation, biological process: protein autoubiquitination; intrinsic apoptotic signaling pathway in response to endoplasmic reticulum stress; protein K29-linked ubiquitination. Bases 1 to 924 code for a protein of 307 amino acids. The record is from RefSeq and is a predicted model, not a curated record. Gene Ontology annotation, molecular function: ubiquitin protein ligase activity. NCBI's taxonomy places the organism in Eukaryota, Metazoa, Chordata, Mammalia, Chiroptera, Rhinolophidae. The transcript is spliced from 2 exons.
AUGAGGAACAACCGCCCAUGGGGGCGAGGAUCCUGGAGGAGGCGGUGGCUGCUGCAAGGUCAGUGCCAGAUCCUGUCCUGGCCCCAGGGGGGCACACUGACCUUCACAGCCCCAACCACCAUUGUCGCCACCCUGGGGUCCCAGUCCACCUAUCCUGACUCCUGUCCCAGGACCCCUACUCACGACCCCACUGACCUCAGCUCUGGGCUACCCAGUCCACCUUCGGCCUCUCUGAGCCCUGAGCCCCUGGACCCAUGGCCCCAAGUGCUGGGAGAUAAAGGGGUGGACAACCAGGCCCUUGAGAACCCUCAGGGUGCCAGGGCUCUGGACAGCGAGCCCCUGCUGGGGGCCACAGCUGCAGCCCACCCCUGGGCUGGGCCCACAGGGGAGGAGGAGUGCCCCAUCUGCACAGAGCCCUAUGGGCCCGGUGAGCACUGCCUGACCUUGCUGAACUGUGGCCACGGUCUGUGCUCAGGCUGCCUGCACCAGCUGCUGGGCACACCCCCCAGCACUGACAUGGGCCAGGUGCGCUGCCCCCUGUGUCGCCAGAAGACGCCCAUGCUCGAGUGGGAGAUCUGCCAGCUGCAGGAGGAGUUGCUGCAGGCUGAUGGGCCCCAGCACCCCCCGCCCCCGACACCCCCCUUGCCCCCCCGCCGGGGCCCCGGGGCCUGGGCCUCCCUAGAGCACCGCUACCAGCUGCGCUUCCUGGCGGGGCCCGUGGGUGGCCGGGGCUGCCUGCCCUUCCUGCCCUGCCCACCCUGCCUGGGUGCCCGGCUCUGGGCCCUGCGGGAGCGGGGACCCUGUGCCCGCCGCCUGGCACUGCUGGGCCUCCUGGGCCUUGAGCUGCUGGGCCUCCUGCUGGUCUUCACACCGCUCAUGCUACUGGGGCUGCUGUUCAUGCUGCUGGACCGCUCAGGCCACUGAGCAGGGCCUGUCACACCUGCUACCGGGCGCCACUGGGCCUGGAGGCCUGAUGACCAGGCUGAAAACCCAAGGCUGACCAGGCACUCAUCUUCAAUCAAGACCCAAGAUUGGGACCCAGGGCCCCCCAGAAGCCUGUGCUCAGCCCCUGCCCCCCAGACAGUGACCACCGGGGCCCAAGGACGGCGUUGGAGAUCUGUGACCAGGGCCCAAGUGCUGCUCAGUGGACGGGCAUCACACUGCCGCUGGGCUGUCUCCCCUCUCCCCCGCAGUGCACCCCAGUCUGUCUAUGAGAGGGACACAGCAGACACGGAACUGAACAGAGUCCUGGCAGGGAGUCAGUUCCUCAGAGAAGGCGGGGCUCUGGGCAGGGGCUGCAAGCCCCCCCAUCUGCCCAUGUCCCAGAUAAGGGCCAAUGUGAGGGGAGGGCCCUUCCUGUGCACAGAGGGCCUCCUCACUGGCCAGGUCAGGACUCAAGGGGGCGUCCCCGAGUGGCUGGCGGUCUGGCACAUGCCCCUGAGCUGCAAGGGACAAGGGCCCAGCCAGGCUUUGGAGCUGAGGCCCCUGCCUGCCUGCAACCUCACAUGGCCGAGCCUGGGGCCUUUAUCUGAAGGACAGAGACAGUCACAGCACCACCUCAUGGGCUUGGGGGUGACAUGCUGGGCGCUGUGCCUGGUCCAGAAAAUGGCUCUCAGUAAACAGCAGCAGCUACUG